AUGGAAGCAGCAGGGGGUCGUUUGCUGCUGCUGCAGCAGCCGCAGCAGCAGCAGCAGCAGCAGCAGGAGCAGCAGCAGCAGCAGCAGCAGCAGCAGCAGCAGCAGCAGGUGGUGCUGCUGCAGCAGCGGGAAUGGUUUUUAUUCUAUGAAGCUCUUGCUGCUCUCCCUGCUGUAACAUUCACCCCUUUAAGCCAAGAAGAGAUAAAUUUAUUUGUUGAGCAGCAGCAGCAGCAGCAGCAGCAGGAGCAGCAGCAGCAGCAGCAGCAGCAGGAGCAGCAGGAGUUGCUGCUGCAGCAGCAAGUUGCUGCUCUCAGCACAGAACAAACUUGUCUUGGAACAGCAGCACUUUGGGAGAAGGUGCUGCUGCUGCUGCUGAUGAAGAGAGAGGAGAAGCAACACCAGCAGCAGCGGGAGAAGGUGCUGCUGCAGCAGCAGCAGCAGGGGUACAAACAGCAGCAGCAGCAGCAGCAGCAACAGCAGCAACACCAACAGCAGCAGCAGCAACAGCAGCAGCAGCAACACGAGAGAUAA
Messenger RNA from Eimeria mitis, 531 nucleotides. RefSeq lists its product as uncharacterized. The coding region runs from base 1 to 531 and encodes 176 amino acids. The transcript has 3 exons. The record is from RefSeq and is a predicted model, not a curated record. NCBI's taxonomy places the organism in Eukaryota, Apicomplexa, Conoidasida, Eucoccidiorida, Eimeriidae.